ACGGGUUCCCCUCCUUCGACUUCUCUCUCACCUUUCAGAAAAUUUUCCCAUCCCUCCCAUUCCUUGAGCCCGACAACACCCUCUCUUCCCCUUUGUCCAGACAAACCCCCUACCGGCAAGAUGAUUAUCUUCAAGGACAAGAUCACCGACGACGAGAUGAUCUCGGACUCGUACGACCUCAAGGAGGUUGACGGGAUCGUCUACGAGGCCGACUGUGCCAUGAUCGAGGAGGGUGUCGGCGACAUUGACAUUGGUGCCAAUGCUUCCGCUGAGGAGGCUGGUGAUGACCUCGCCGACGAGAAGGUCAAGGUCAACAACGUUGUCGCAUCUUUCCGUCUUGUCAGCACCCAGUUCGACAAGAAGGGCUUCCUGGGCUACCUCAAGGCCUACAUGAAGGCUGUCAAGACCAAGCUCCAGGAGGAGGGCAAGUCCGAUGAGGAGGUCAAGGCUUUCGAGAGCGGCGCCCAGAAGUUCGUCAAGGACAAGCUGCUGCCCAACUUCAAGGACUUCGAGUUCUACACCGGCGAGUCCAUGAACCCCGAUGGCAUGGUUGCCCUCCUCAACUACCGUGAGGAUGGUGUCACCCCUUAUUUCAUCUUCUGGAAGCACGGCCUGAGCGAGAUGAAGGUCUAAGGGGAAGGAGAAUCGAGCUCCUGCUCUUGUUCCUUCAACUUGGGUCCUGUGGUUUCUUCAUACCUCCCCAAAACCAAGGGGGAUUAGACGAUCAAGCGCUGCGCAACUUGAAAUCUGGCAUACACGUUGUGCAAAAGAGGAAAAAAAGAAAAGAGAAUAUACCAGUGACGACAUCAGGAUUGUCUUGUCGAGACCCCAACCAAGUCUUUUUCAG
Cryphonectria parasitica EP155 is the source of this 847-nucleotide messenger RNA. RefSeq lists its product as uncharacterized. The transcript is spliced from 4 exons. The record is from RefSeq and is a predicted model, not a curated record. Lineage: Eukaryota; Fungi; Ascomycota; Sordariomycetes; Diaporthales; Cryphonectriaceae. Gene Ontology annotation, molecular function: calcium ion binding. Gene Ontology annotation, cellular component: cytoplasm. Bases 121 to 633 code for a protein of 170 amino acids.